Molecule: messenger RNA, 4316 nt
Organism: Amphibalanus amphitrite
Lineage: Eukaryota; Metazoa; Arthropoda; Thecostraca; Balanomorpha; Balanidae
Product: clavesin-2-like
Exons: 6
Coding region: 223-1047 (274 amino acids)
Cellular component (GO): membrane
Molecular function (GO): phosphatidylinositol bisphosphate binding
Source: RefSeq, a predicted model, not a curated record
AAAUUGAUCAACCUUGAAUUUCCACGCGAUUUCAUAUGUGCGUUGUGCAGGAGGUUGUGUUUGUUGACUUAUUCGGAAUUAUUUCGUAAAUGUUCUUUGAUGAUAUUACGAAAACAUGUUUCUUAUAACCGAGCCAGUCGCUGACGGGGAGCGCUGGGCGCCUCUGCCGCUAUGAGCGCCGGCCGCCGGGUCUGACCAGUGCCCUCUCACCGGACCGGACCGAUGUCAGAGUACGCCGAGUACGCCGACCUGUGGCGACAGGCCGGCCGGCCGCCGGCGGAGGGCGAGCCCGACCCGGACCCGGUCACCGGAGCCGAGGAGGCCGUGCGCAGACUGCGCGCGCUCACACACACCCGGCACGACGUCGUGUACCUGGACACCUCUGACGAGUACCUGCUCCGGUUUCUGCGCGCGCGCAAGAUGCGCGUGUCGGCCGCGUUCGAGCUGCUGACGGGCUGCACGGUGUACCGCCGCGACAACCCGCUGCUGUUCGGCUCGUUCAACGCACACAGUCCGCCGGUGCGCGCCGCGCUGCGGGACGGCUUCCCGGGAGUGCUGGAGCAGCGCGACGGCCGCGGGAGGACCGUGCUGCUCGUGUUCGCCGCCGGAUGGGACCCUGACAGGUACCCGCUGACGGCCAUCUACCGGGCGAUCCUCCUGACCCUGGACCGGCUGAUCGAGGACGUCGAGAACCAGAUCAGCGGCUUCGUCAUGGUGGUCGACUUCAGCCAGUUCUCGCUGCGCCAGAGCAAGAGCGUCAGUCCCAAGAUGCUGCGGCUGAUGGUCAACGGACUGCAGGACUGUUACCCGGCGCGGUUCGGCGGCGUUCACUUUGUCAGCCAGCCGUGGUACGUCGAGGCGAUGCUCUCCGUCAUCAGGCCCUUCCUCAAGGAGAAGGUCAAGGACAAGAUAUACACCCACGGUAACAACCUAUCGGCGCUGUACCACCACGUCAGUCGGCGCAUCUUGCCGGCGGAGCUGGGCGGAGACGGGCCGGCGCACGACACUCAGCGCUGGGCCGACCUCAUGAUCCGCGGCCCGUCGUGACCCGGCGCCGAUCGACGUGACCCCGCGCCAAUCGACGCUCAGAGGCGGAACGGGCGACUCGGCUGGCGCGGCCAGUCGGCGGCGCCCGCAAGUGUUCGUGGUUUGGACGGUACUAGGAGUGUCAAUCCGGCCUUGUCCGCUCUCUACGGGACUUGCCCGUCUCGCACUACAACAAACGAUAUUGAUUCCAGUAUGGGUAGCGUGUGCCGUCCCUCUACGGACGGUUUAGCGGCGGUGACUCUGGAGUCGCUGUGCAGGCCGUUCUUCUGUGAUCCUUUGGAGACACAUACGGCGACCAACCGACGUCACGUACCUGCGCGGUGAGCUUGUCUUACCGGUCCGCCCUGCCCCCUCUGUGGAGUGGUCGCUCCUCUUUCCGACCCGGGCCUGUCUGAGCGGCCGUCAGAGGUGGCUGGGCUGCCGCUCUCAGUGUGGUGCCGGGGCCGCUUCCCCUCCCGACCUGGGCCUGCCUGAGCGGCUGUCAGAGGCGGCUGGGCUGCCGCUCUCAGUGUGGUGCCGGGGCCGCUUCGCCUCCCGACCUGGGCCUGCCUGAGCGGCCGUCAGAUGCGGCCGGGCUGUCGCCGUCAGUAUGGUGCCGCGGCCCCGUCCUCUGACCGGUGCUCCGGCGUCCGGCCUGCUCCCUCUGUGGAGUGGUCGCUCCUCGACCUGACCCGGGCCUACCUGAGCGGCUGUCAGAGGCGGCUGGGCUGCCGCCCUCAGUGAGGUGCCGCGGCCCCGUCCUCUGACCGGUGCUCCGGCGUCCGGCCGGGCCCCGUCCUUCCGUCCCGCCUCUCACCGCUCCACUGGUGGAGGCGAGGGCACGGCGGUUGUGUUAUUUGUGACGGACCUUGGCAGCUUCGGUAGCUUUGUGAUGACUUAGUAAUCUCCUCUGUUUGUUGCGCUUUCAGUUUGCUUCCUUUUUUACUACCCGUUUAUGCUUGUUUGCUUAGCUUUUUUACUUUUUUUUAACUAGCCAAUUUUGUGCUUGCUUGCUGGCAUUCCUUACUUGACCUGUAUUUGUGAUUCGUGGCAGUGUUUUAUUAGAGAGACAUCUGAAAUCUAAGACAUUUCCGGGGGAACAUUGGUCCUGCUCAUUCCGACUGGGCCCAGCAUUAUAAAUUCAUCAUUUCAAAUCAUGACGUUAGUGUACAUGACGAUGUUUAUUGAGUGCUUAAUGUAAGUUAUAUUUGGCGACUUUUGCGUUAUAAACUAUAAGUUCUCAUUCCUUUUUGAGUGAAUUUUUCCUUUUUUAUAUUGCAUGCGUUUUUAGUAUUUAUGUUGUUUUAAAAUUCGGUGGAUUUUAUUGUGAGUUUAACAUAGUACAAUUCACAACUGCGCUUUUUCACUGUGUACGCGGCCUUUCCUCUCAAAUGUCUUCCGUCUAUCAAUGCUGGUUAGGCUGUUCACCGCUCAGCACAUGCUAACUGCUAAAGCUGAUGGCACUGUAUGUAACAAUCUUGCGACAGUCAUUGCUCACGUAUCUGUCGAUAGAUCGUCGACAAUUUCGCUGUUUUUCACACAGUCAACUUGCCAAACAGCACGCCUUGUGAAAACUCUGUGUCAAAUCUAGGCCGAGUCUAGAGUAUGGACCCAUCAACAAUCAAAGUACCUAUGCCAAUCAAUGUGCAUUCUGAUAUGACUGAUAUUUAUACAAUACUGUCGACAUUCAACAACAGACUGUCGAUAAUCCGCGAUGUUUGGCCCUGGAGAUAGACGCUUGUGGUAUAUAGGUCCGGAUAUGAACCUAUGUAAUCAGAGGCUGGCUACGCUUUACGUUGAUAAGCGUCGCGCUUUAGCAGUGUAGUUUUGCUACCGCGUUGCUCGUCUAGCGCUCAUUAUGCUCCAAAUCGCAGCCUGGGCAGGGCCUGAUGUGAAGGCUGUUCUCAGCGGAGUGGAAGCGAUGUGUCGGAGAAUGGGAACGGCUGUCACUGGGUGCUGAGUGUUACGGGGAAUCGUGGCUGCACUUGCUCAUGUCAUUUUGACAAAGCUCAAACAUUCCAUGCACUGGCUGUUUGUGAUGUGUGGCGCACGAACACACGGUAGACCGCAGCGCUAUUGUAUGUACCGUCCGGGUGGCACUGGUGGAAAAAUGGCUUUAUUUUGUGAUGUUUACGGUCACCUACUGGUAUCGGUAUUAGGUUGUGCUUGUUUGAUUGCAGGUGAUACACAUAGAAUGUAUGCGGCAUGCGUCAGUGGUGCUGGGUUACGGCAUGUUACGUUUCACGGAAGUAUGUACCUCAUGUUGCAUCUGAGGCAAGCUUGUACCGGGAGAAUCAGGGUGAGAGUGAGCUUAUGUAGCGCGCUCGGACUAUAUCCACGGCGAUUCUGUGGGAGGAGACGUGUUACCACUGCGAUUCUUUGGCGGCAGAUGUGCGAAUAUAUCUUACCAUGACAGCUCGCCAAUGCUCGCCCGUGUGAUGGGCCGCGACAUACCCGUGAUACCUUCCCAGUGAUUUCUGUGUCGCGUGGAUGGAAUCUGCGGUGUAUUGGCUAUUGCACAAUCCGUAUUUCACCUUGCGGUGCUAGUGUGUAUGUAGUGCGUACACCAAUGCAAAAUGGCACGUACAGCCCUCUGCAAACUGCGUGGUAGGUAUUCUUUUUUCGACAAAACCGUCAAUAACACGGAUACUAUGCUAUCGGUCACUCGGAAAUCGUAACAGCAAGACGCGCAAGGCUCCGCACCUUAGAUUGGCAUGACAAUCAUAUUCAUUUUCCAUCCAGUUUGGCAACAAAACCCAAAAGUUUAUAUUUGCCCCCAAAACAAACUUUUGCAUUUUGUUGCCACACAAGGCAUAUACUUUGUUUAGUGAUAAACCAAAUCGAAGGAGUGAAGCAUGGCGCAUCUAUGUGCAAUGAGUUACGAUCGACUGAUAACAUAGUCUUUGAGUUAUUACCGGUUUUGUCGAAAAAAGAAUACCUACCACGCAGUCUGCUGAGGGCUGUACCCAGCGAAAGUGAUUUUAGAGGCUUACGUAGGGUGGUGGCAGUAUACCCAGCUUUAGCCGUGACGUUCAUAGCGUCACCACUAGUCACACGCAGGUAGUUUCCGCCUGGUAGGGCCGCUAGUCACACGCUAGUUGCAGCCUAGUAGGGCCGCUAGUCGCGCGUGGCUGCACCGUCGCGACCUGUACCCGUGUCGCAGCUCAGGCCACCGCCCAGACGCCGGACCAGGCGGGCUGGUGGCGACGUGUGUUUCACGUGUACGGAUGUUGUUCAUCGCACACCGUCAAUGCGACUGCUGACCAAAUAUAUUUUACCAUACCGAUUGA